Messenger RNA from Ostreobium quekettii, 1788 nucleotides. The record is from the annotation of a GenBank genome assembly. Lineage: Eukaryota; Viridiplantae; Chlorophyta; Ulvophyceae; Bryopsidales; Ostreobiaceae.
AUGGCGGGGCCCAUCUUUCCCGCCGAUGCAUGGGCUGGAUCCGGCGUCGUCAAAAGACCCGAAUCCCGUGGAGUCAGAUGCCCGUUACACCGCCCGUUCAGUGCUGCGAGGAUUGAUGCUUCGCGCGGAUGUCGUGGCUUCUGGAGUCGCCCACCGCUCGCGUCAUUGCAACUGCAACAUCUCCGGCCGCGUGAGUCCAGCAUGUUGAAGCCAGGUGGUGGCCCGUGGAUAGGACAACCAAAUGCCGCUGCGGGGAUGUUCCCCGGAUCGACGACGCUUUUGCCGCUGGCGCACCUCAAGCCUGGUGUCCUGGCGGCGACGGUGUCAGCCUCUUGCAAACUGCUUGCUAUCUGCGCCGUUGUGGGCUACCUCAUGGACACCAAGAGGCUGCCAGACUCCACUCCUGAGGUUUUGAGCAAACUGGCGUUCGAACUCCUGAUUCCAAGCCUGCUCUUCACUAAAGUGGUGGCUGCGCUGGCGUUGAAACCAGAGGCGUCUCUCCUCUUCAUACCAGUUUCGGCCGUCGCUCUCAUAGUUGCUGGUCUCUGCCUUGGGUUGCUUGCUGGUGCCAUACUUGAGCGCGGAAUCUUCUUCUUCCGGAAUGCUCCAUUGCUUCGUCCAAUCAUGCCAGCACGAUCAGCACAGACUAUCGCAGCAACGACAGCAGCAGCAUUUGGAAACCCUGCGGCAGCCCAGAUGCUUGUUCAGAAGCCUCAGCUGCCUCCACGGGGCCUGACUGAGAUCCUCAUCGCCGCAUGUGCUUUUGGAAACUCAUUCACACUUCUCCUAAUUUUCAUGCUUACCCUUCUGCCCACAGCCCUAGCAGAUUCUGCGACAGCUUAUGUUGCGUUGUUUCUGCUGGGCUGGUCACCUUGCUUUUGGAGCAUUGGGUUCGCCAUCCUAAACUACAGACCAGGACGUGGCAAGGACAGUGCAGAUUCUCUGCAGGUGACUGCUCCAUUCGACACAUCCUUGGCGCCAGCGGCCAGCCCCAGUGCAGACCGCCUGUACACUAAGGCACGGGCGCCCCUCAAAACUGCACUUGGGGUACCAGAACAGAUAGCAGUUGGUACCACCCCCAGCGCACGCCUGGCGAGCCUCCUCCAGUCCUGCCGUGGUUUUGUCCAAGAGUUUGCAUCCCGGGUCAUGAACCCCCCAUUGGUCGCGAUCCUCGCAGCAGUUGUGGUGGGGCUGUCCCCACUGGGAAGGGUGCUGGCCCUUCCAGCGGACCACCCAGAUGUGGUGCAGUGGUUGGGGAGCGGAUGGGGUGCUGCGGCCACUGGGGGGCUGCUCUUGGGUGGCCUGCGAGUGCUAUGGGGGGCCAUGACGCUGCUGGGGAGUUCAGCAUUGGCCGUGCAGACGAUCGUGCUGGCAGCGUCAAUAGUUCAGAGCAAAAUGCAAGUUCCCAACAAAGGCACCUCGGUAGGGAAUGCAGAAGCGGGCUGGAAGCGGCUGCUUCUGCCUGCAGAUGCCCUCGAGUCACGAGCGUUACUACUCAGCAGUGUCAUUCGCCUCUUCGUGAUGCCACUGGUGGGACUGGGCUUGGUUUCCAGCCUCUCGUCAAUGGGAUUGCUCCCUAAGGACCCCGUCUGCCUACUGGCCAUCCUCCUGCAGAGCGCGAUGCCAUCAGCACAGAAUUUGGUUCUGAUGGCGCAGCUGAGGGACGAGACGCGCCCGCUGGCCCCAACUGCGGCCCGCCUCAUCCUCCAGCAGUACAUUGUCGCCGUCAUCCCCAUCACCAUUUGGGCCGCCAUUUUCGCAACACUCACAGGCGUGCCGCUUCGAUGA